GCGGGGGGAGAGGGCGGAAAGAUCUGUUCAACAAAUUCCGCUCGUCACUUCUGGAUUUCCGCUGCCUGUUGAUAUCGAUCCAAUACCUUCUGGUUUCGGUUGGACCAGGAUCAGGUGAGCUACGGCCUUCCGACAGCGGACGUAUGUGGGACUGUCCUCGGCGACCAGUGCCCGGUGGAGGUUGACUUCCCGUGCCAGCCGAGAAAAUACCGCGCAUUAAACAGCUACUGUAAUAACGUCCAGAAUCCAAAAUGGGGUAACGCCAACACCAGAUAUCCCCGUUUCCUCCCAGCAAAUGACGGCGACGGGGUGUCCGGACCGCGGCAGGCGACCUCGGGUGAUUUUCUCCCGUCGACGUGAGUGAUCAGUCUGGCCCUCCAUCGCGACCAUGAUAUGCCGCACAAGUUUAUGACCUCGGUGGCGGCAGUGUUCGGACAGUUCAUCUCACACGACCUCUCGCAUACGCCGCAGAUGGCAGGGUACAUCGGCCAGCGUCUCCGUUGCUGUGGGGUCAACUUCAGCGACUUCCACCCCGACUGUUACCCGUUUUGCAUCCCCGAUAACGACCCGAUCUAUUUCCCGCUCAAACCGAAGUGCCAGGAAUACGUGAGGUCAGGCACGGCUCCGAGGACUGGGUGCACGCUAGGGCCCAGAGAGCAGAUCAACCAGGUGACAUCCUUCAUCGACGGCUCUGUGAUCUACGGGUCGAGCAAGGAGGAGAGCGAUGAGCUACGAGCGUUCACCAGCGGACUUCUCAGGAUGCAGCGGGGCCCGGGCAGCACACAGAUACUAGCGGAGGAUGACAACCAGAUCGACUGCAAGGCCACGGGAAGAUUUAAGUGUUUCAAAUCCGGUGACGUCCGUGUAAACGAACACAUUGGGGUCGCUGCCAUGCACCAGCUGUUCGUCAGGGAGCACAACCGCAUUGCCACCUUCCUCUCGGAGCUCAACACACACUGGACGGACGAGCAGAUGUUCCAGGAGGCCAGAAGGAUCGUAGGAGCAACACUUCAGCAUAUUACGUUCACUGAGUUCCUUACGUCGAUUCUGGGCCAGGGCAUCAUUGAGAAGUAUGGCCUGGCUCUGCAGUCUUCGGGAUUCUUCGCCAGCUACGACAUCAACAUCAACGCCGGCAUCGCUAACUCUGUGGCCACUCAAGCGCUCCAGUUCGUCGCCUCCAUGAUGCCGAACACAGUGGCUUAUUUUGAAGACGGUCAGAAGGUCAAGGAACGCCCCAUUGCCAGCACCUUCUACGCACCCUUCGACCUUUACGAGCGAGGCAAGUUCGACGAGGUCCUUGAGGGGAUGGUCAGCUCCCACGCCCAGAACGAAGACAUGGCCAUUUCCGAAGCCAUGACCAGCAAGAUGUUCGAGGACGCUAAGACUGGUGUUGGCCUGGACCUGGCGGCACAGAUCCUGCAGCAGGGGCGUGACCACGGCAUCGCUGGAUACAACCGCUGGAGGCACCUCUGCGGCCUCCCGAAAGCUGCCUCCUUCCAAGACCUGAGUGACGUCGUUGCCCCGGAAAACAUCAAGAAACUACAAGGGAUUUAUAAGCAUGUGGAUGAUGUGGAUCUCUUCACCGGUGGACUCGCGGAAAAGCCAAACCGUGGAGCGCUGGUCGGGCCCACGUUUGGCUGUUUGAUUGGUCGCCAGGUCCACUACCUGAGGCGAGGCGAUCGUUACUGGUAUGAGGACGACAUCCUGCCCUCCUCAUUCACUAAGGAACAACUUUACGAGCUCCGCAAGACCAGCCUGGGACGUGUGAUCUGCGACAACAGCGACAAGCUCCAGCACGUCCAGCCCAAGGUCAUGCUGGAGGCUGAUUCCUUCCUGUAAGUAUGAGAAUGACGGUCAAACUAUGAG
Messenger RNA from Eriocheir sinensis (Chinese mitten crab), 1866 nucleotides. Its product is annotated as chorion peroxidase-like. Lineage: Eukaryota; Metazoa; Arthropoda; Malacostraca; Decapoda; Varunidae. Bases 394 to 1839 code for a protein of 481 amino acids. Gene Ontology annotation, biological process: response to oxidative stress. Gene Ontology annotation, molecular function: heme binding; peroxidase activity. The transcript is spliced from 10 exons. The record is from RefSeq and is a predicted model, not a curated record.